Messenger RNA from Bacillus rossius redtenbacheri, 5138 nucleotides. RefSeq lists its product as uncharacterized. The record is from RefSeq and is a predicted model, not a curated record. The coding region runs from base 3445 to 4503 and encodes 352 amino acids. NCBI's taxonomy places the organism in Eukaryota, Metazoa, Arthropoda, Insecta, Phasmatodea, Bacillidae. The transcript is spliced from 8 exons.
UCGCACACGACAUUCAUAUUUAAAUUAUAUUAGUUUUUUCACUUUUAUAACCUCUUUAAUCGCGCACGUGUUCUUCCCCAUUUUAGAGAUUCGUUGUGGAAGAAACGGGAUGUCUUUUCCAUUUUCGAUAGGCAUGAUUUUGAUUGGCUGAUUGCAUCCAGCAAAAUAUUUGUUAUUUGGCACAGCGUGUUGGGAGUGAUAACAUGACAGUGUGACAGGACAUUGAGCCACGUCCCUUGCUCCUUGCUCUCGCCUGGCUCAGCGUGUGGUCGCUCCCCGAAGCUGCUCUGCUCGCUGCAUGCAGGCGGUCCCACUCGCUCCGCCGAUGCGCGCUCCUGAAGCCUGGUUUCCAUUGGUCGAGUGAAGUGGCUGUCACUGUACCAAUGUGAGACCACUGUCGCGCAUUUCGCACUUUCGUGUGAACGGCCGGGCUAGUGGAAGGGUAAGCACUUGCUAGGCAGAGUGCUCGGCCCAGCUUACUCGACCAGUGUAAGCGAGGCUUUAGUGUCAGGCGACCGUUCGCUCGGCUGACGAACCUCCCGCGAGGGAUCCGCCUACCUGGGCGCACAUGCGGUGUGCAGAGCUUCAGGGGGGAACCACGAGAUUUGAAAACUGCUCAAGAUAUCCGAGUGGUGUCUGUUUACGAAAAGCAGUUAACAAUACGCUGAGAGCGGAUGAACCGCUCUGUUUUCGUUUUGAAACUGUAUUCUUACAAGUGUGAAAAUGCGUUGCGUUAAGAAUAAUUUUUAGGCAUGAAACAUCCUGUAGAGUUUGUUGAAAGCACUCAAGGUACUUGCAUUACACCUUAAUCCUUAUUAUCCGCCAUAUAAUGCUAUGGUCACCGCUCAAAUAUUAUUCUUGCCCCUUGUACGACAAGAAAAUUGCACGUCGGUCCAGAGCCUUGCGCUUAGAGGCUAAACCUCACUAUAACACUAGCAAGCGUCGGACAGCUCCACUGACUAGGCGGCUCCUUAAGUGUCAAAGCGUGACAGGCGAAUGCAGAAACCUUAUACUGGAGCGCCUCGUACUUCAGACUCGUACACUUGCUGGCGGAGAGCUAACUCGUUGCGGCGCCUCCAUCCAUUAUUCUAGUCGCCCUUCGGGGUCCCCACCACGACUCGUUGACGGUAGUGACUCUUCGUGGGGUCGGCUGCACGGGCUGAACAGCGACUCGUUGGCCCCGGUUUAUAGUUCGGAUCUCGAAGAAAACCAUUACGGUCUGCCGCCUCUGUCGUCCUCUUCAGCGCUAUUUGUGGCCUGCAACGAGUAAAACUAUUCACUAAGUGAUUCCGACCAGUACCUCGUCCUCCCUGCUGUCGGCUAUCACUCGUACCGAACAGUUGUUCAGGUACACUGGCGGCCGUGGAUUUUGCGCAGCACUGGUCUAUUUAUUUAUGCGAGGCCUUAAUAUUUUUUGAAAAAGGCCCUAUAGGGGCAGGGGUUGGCAGACUUUAGAGAUGAGCCAAAUAUUAUGUUAACAGAUUCUCCAAUUAUUUUAGAAAGCCGCAAUAUGUAUUUUCUCUGUAUCUAUGUGUAAUUUUAAGACAAUAAAACGACAAAAUCGAAAUUUUUUUUCACAAAUUCAGUAUAAAGUCUUAAAAAUAAAGGCUACUAGGAGAAAAAUGUAAAUUUAUAACAUAUGAUAGUCAUUAGUAGAGCUCUACUGAUAAAACAAGAAAACCAGGCAGGUGCGCGCAGGUUGGAACACGCCUCGUGAUUGUGCGGCGCUGUGGCAGCAGCGAGAUGCAGAGCCCAACAUCACAGGUAAAGAGCCGCUGUCCGCCGACCCCUGGCCUGGGGAAUAUGGAAUAACCCUCAGAAACGUGGGAAGGGGGUUCGGGGGCCCUCCCUAGGAAAAUAUGAAGGGGGGGGGGGGGGAAAUCUUUAAAACUUCAUGUUUAUAGCCAACUUGGAAUUUAAAUUUCGACGAUGUCUUAUCUAAUUUAUUUUCAGAUAUUUGGACGUUCUGUUCCUGGUGAAUUAUACUUAAUUAAAUUGUGUAAAUUCCAACUAUCUUAAUUCUGAUGAAAAGGCGUCAUUAUUUGGGACAACACAAAUGUCGAAAGUUUUGCUAUUGUGAAUUCAUGAAAAUUCAGCUGAACUUUAAAUUACACGAUAACGAUUUAAUUAUUUUCCCAUUAAUGCCCAUAUUUAAAAAUUUGCAAGAAAGGAAAAUAAAAAUGAUAAUGGCAGACGCGGGGCCCAGGGCGGUUGUCCUUGCCCCGCCUGGAGCCGCCCCUGUUCCAGUAGCCCCGCACGGCCUCGUGACUGCAGGCUCGUACAGUUCUGUGUAUGGCAAGCCCUGUGCGCUGUAGUUGGGGGUCUCACUGCAGGCAGGUCGCAUGCAUCGCAGCUGUUAGGGUGGUCUGUUGCCAUGUCUGCACUUGUAGGAAGAGACAGGUUGAAGGGCACAGGAAAACCAACAGAGACGGAGAGUGUUAAGAAAACUCGCGUGGAAGUCACGAGUGUAGAUUUGUAACAUUGUUUGAGAAGGGUUUGGGGAACAGUAGGGUAUGUUAGUUCGUAAGCGAAAAUACUGCUUUGUAGUGGUUAUGACGUUAUGAGUAUGUGCGCUGCUGGUUUGUAACCAGGGUCGCAGCGCAGAAGGCGGCCCUGGUGGUGGGGGACAGAACUGAGACACUCACCUGACCACUGUCAUAAAGCUAGAUCUGACAACUUACCUUCGUUUUCCGUCGCCUUAGUGAAGCUCGAGCCGGCAGAUUGCAGGCCAUGCGCGUGAUCACUGUGCCACGCCCCUGACUUGACAAUCUUCUAAAACAUGUUCCUCAAACAUCACUUCAACUUAACUAACAAAUUCGGAAAAAUUUUUAGUCAUUGGUAAAUAUUAGGCAUUUACCAAUCACCCAAAAGAAUUAAAAAAUAGCAAUCUGAAAAAAACAAUUUCAAAAAUUGAGACGGAAGAAGGAAUCAUAUAUUUUAUACGAAGUUCUCCUCAUUUUUAACACAAUGUUAAUGAUGGGUUCGACUACUACUAGCGCCGUUAGUUCGCAGGCCGCCGCGCGCUUCACUAAGCCGACGAGACACGCCAAGGCAAAGGAUAGGAAGUUGCCAGACCUAUCUAUCUAUAUGACUGCGCACCCGAAACAUGCCAACUCAUCUUGCUCUGUUUACCUACUCACUCCCGGCUGUUACGUCACGGCCCGCAAUUUCUCUCUCGUGUGCUGGAGCAUCGCGUCGACACUGCCACCGGGUGUUCUUAAAUGUCAAUCACCUUCGUGUAAACGUGUGUGUGACCGACAGUUGAGAGGAGAUAGGAAUAUAUAGAGAUGAAGAUACAUAUAUAGAGAUAUAUACAUGGGUAUAUAUAGUGAGAUAUAGAGAUAUAUAGAGUCAGCCUCACGUGCGGGCGACGCCACACUCACACACCCACACACCUGUCCCGGCCGCGCCGGCAGUACGCGGUGAGCUCAGAGGCGCGCCGUCAUGGCCUCCAAGGUGCUCGUCAAGAUCCCCGCCGUGCCCUUCUCGCAGGUGAGCAAGAAGGUGGCGCUGGUGGGCCGCUCCGAGGGCCUCCUGCCCAGCAUGUCCGCCGACCCGCUGCUGCGCGUCACGCAGCUGGAGCAGAACAUCCGCCUGCUGCAGGAGCAGCACCACGCCAUGCUCGCCAGCCUGCACCAGGAGGUGGAGCAGCUGCGCCAGAGGAACAGAGACUUGCAGUUCCAGCUGGUGUUUGCGAAGGGCGGCAUUACGCUGUCAAGUAGUCCCAGUCCCACUUCGUCAUCGGAAGAUGACGGCAAGCCAAAGGCCGUGCUCAGCCCCAAGCAGCCCAACGUGACUCCCCUGCAGGUGGAGAUCCUGGAGAGAGACAUUGCGGAGCUGAAGAGUGCGCUGCAGGAGGCCAACACGAGGAACCUCUACCUCUCGGGCAUCGUGGACGAACAGAAGAAGAAGCUGGACGGCCUGGAGCGCCGGGGGCCCGAGGCGCGGACCGACCGACGGGACGCCCAGAACCAGGUGGACGAGGCGGAUCCCGACCUCGUGCUCAAGCUGGAGGAGGUGCAGAAGGUGGUGCGGCGGCUGCGGCGCGAGAACGACGACCAGAGGAGGGAGUUGGGGACGCUGCGGUCCAGUUUGGGCAUCGGCGGCGCCCGGGGUGGGCACCACCGCUCACAGCACCAGCAGUCGCAGUCGCAGUCGCAGUUGCAGUCGCAGAGGUUCCCCCCGCUGCACUCGCACGGCUACUGGCACCACGGCCAGCCUCAACACCACAGCCAGCACCGCGGCGGGCUGGAGUUUGUGUCGCACCGCCACUGCGCCAACGCCAACAACGCCAACGCCAACGGGGCAGCGGACAAGGACGCCCAGCUGGUGUGCCGGCCGGCGCCCGCGCUGCCCAGCCUGCGCCGCGGGGGGGGCUACUACGGCAACCACUACUACCGCGCCACCAAGGAGGAGGGGGCCGAGAACAGGAAGUACCGCGGCGGAGGGGGAGGUGGCACCAACGCCAACACCAGGAAGGGUGCCCGUGACGCGAAACAGUAGCUCAUCACCCGUUCAGACGCAGUUUAGGCCGUGAACACUCCCGUGACGGCAUGCACGUGCUUCUACGGAUGAUGCGACCACGCGGUGUUGCGCGUCCUGGAUGUGCGAACGUGUUUCUUCUUCCGCCGUUCCGACGUGCGGCACGUGGAGAGACGAGCUUCGAUGAAGUGCGGAAGAGCUUUGUUGAGUUGCAGUUGGUUUGGCUGUGUGUACGAGUCUCAUACUCUUUGCUUGGCUGUUUCAGAAGAGUUUUAUAGAGUGUCUUUAGGUACCACCACGUAGUAUCAUUAUUCAUUAUGUUUGGUGCUAUUAUCACUGAUCUGUGCUCUCUAUUUGUGUAUUAACAGUAUUAUAUUUGUAUUAUAUUGUACUCAUUUUUUGUAAUAGUCCAUGUUUUGCAAGCAUGUGUAUUGUAUUCAAAAAGCAUGUAGCAGCAUGGUCAGAGAAGUGUCGGUUAUAGUUCCACUAAUAUUUCUUUUAAGUGUAAUUUCAAAUUUAUUAGCUUGCAUAGCUCAGUCUUGAAGUGUUUAAAAUUUUAUUGGUAUAACUAUUACUCAUUUUAUAUAAAUAACUGUGUGUUGUAAUUGAAACAUAAUGUAAUUUAACAAUUUGAACUGAUAAAUAUGGUGUGAAUA